Messenger RNA from Balaenoptera ricei (Rice's whale), 3398 nucleotides. It is a transcript of the gene SLC6A9, whose product is annotated as solute carrier family 6 member 9. The record is from RefSeq and is a predicted model, not a curated record. Gene Ontology annotation, cellular component: plasma membrane. Gene Ontology annotation, molecular function: glycine:sodium symporter activity. The coding region runs from base 299 to 2200 and encodes 633 amino acids. Gene Ontology annotation, biological process: glycine import across plasma membrane; synaptic transmission, glycinergic; sodium ion transmembrane transport. Lineage: Eukaryota; Metazoa; Chordata; Mammalia; Artiodactyla; Balaenopteridae. The transcript is spliced from 14 exons.
UCCACUCUCCAAACUUUCACCAAACUCUUGGCCCCCGCCUCCCUGAAACCAAAACACAACAAGCUCUGGAGGAGCGGCGAGCGGCGCGGCGGGGCGGGCGGACUCGCGGCGGCACUGAGCCUCAGGAGGCUGAUGCAACUUUCCCUUUAAGAAAGCCACCUGGGCGCACCGCGGUGCGGACCCAGCAAGCCUGGGCCGGGGGCUGCAGCAUGCUCUUGAGGCCUGUGUUCUGAAAGGUGCUAGAAACAGAGCCUGUGAGUGUGGUCCGGGACUCCAGAGCCCCUAACCCACCACCACCAUGGUAGGAAAAGGUGCCAAAGCGAUGCUGAAUGGUGCUGUGCCCAGUGAGGCCACCAAGAAGGACCAGAACCUCAAACGAGGCAACUGGGGCAACCAGAUCGAGUUUGUACUGACGAGCGUGGGCUAUGCCGUGGGCCUGGGCAAUGUCUGGCGCUUCCCGUACCUCUGCUAUCGCAACGGGGGAGGCGCCUUCAUGUUCCCCUACUUCAUCAUGCUCAUCUUCUGUGGGAUCCCACUCUUCUUCAUGGAGCUCUCCUUCGGCCAGUUUGCAAGUCAGGGCUGCCUGGGGGUCUGGAGGAUCAGCCCCAUGUUCAAAGGUGUGGGCUACGGCAUGAUGGUGGUGUCCACGUACAUCGGCAUCUACUACAACGUGGUCAUCUGCAUCGCCUUCUACUACUUCUUCUCGUCCAUGACGCCCGUGCUGCCCUGGGCCUACUGCAGUAACCCCUGGAACUCGCCCGACUGCGCCGGCGUGCUGGAUGCUUCCAACAUCACCAAUGGCUCCCGGCCUCCCGCCCUGCCUGGCAACCUCUCCCACGCGCUCAACCACACCCUCCAGAGGACCAGCCCCAGCGAGGAGUACUGGAGGCUCUAUGUGCUGAAGCUGUCAGAUGACAUCGGAAACUUCGGGGAGGUGCGACUGCCCCUCCUUGGCUGCCUGGGUGUCUCCUGGGUGGUCGUCUUCCUCUGCCUCAUCCGAGGGGUCAAGUCUUCAGGGAAAGUGGUGUACUUUACGGCCACAUUUCCCUAUGUGGUGCUGACCAUCCUGUUCAUCCGUGGCGUGACCCUGGAAGGAGCCUUCACGGGCAUCAUGUACUACCUGACCCCACAGUGGGACAAGAUCCUGGAGGCCAAGGUCUGGGGGGAUGCCGCCUCCCAGAUCUUCUACUCGCUGGGCUGCGCGUGGGGCGGCCUCAUCACCAUGGCUUCCUACAACAAGUUCCACAACAACUGUUACCGGGACAGUGUCAUCAUCAGCAUCACUAACUGUGCCACCAGCGUCUAUGCCGGCUUUGUCAUCUUCUCCAUCCUGGGCUUCAUGGCCAAUCACCUGGGUGUGGACGUGUCCCGCGUGGCAGACCACGGCCCUGGCCUGGCCUUCGUGGCAUACCCUGAGGCCCUCACCCUGCUACCCAUCUCCCCGCUCUGGUCCCUGCUCUUCUUCUUCAUGCUCAUCUUGCUGGGGCUGGGCACUCAGUUCUGCCUCCUAGAGACGCUGGUCACGGCCAUUGUGGAUGAGGUAGGGAAUGAGUGGAUCCUGCAGAAAAAGACGUAUGUGACCUUGGGCGUGGCUGUGGCUGGCUUCCUGCUGGGAAUCCCCCUCACCAGCCAGGCAGGCAUCUACUGGCUGCUGCUGAUGGACAACUACGCGGCCAGCUUCUCUUUGGUCGUCAUCUCCUGCAUCAUGUGUGUGUCCAUCAUGUACAUUUACGGGCACCACAACUACUUCCAGGACAUCCAGAUGAUGCUGGGAUUCCCACCGCCCCUCUUCUUCCAGAUCUGCUGGCGCUUCGUCUCUCCAGCUAUCAUCUUUUUCAUUCUCAUCUUCACGGUGAUCCAGUACCAGCCAAUUACCUACAACCACUACCAGUAUCCAGGCUGGGCUGUGGCCAUCGGCUUCCUCAUGGCUCUGUCCUCUGUCAUUUGCAUUCCACUCUACGCCCUGUACCAGCUCUGCCGCACAGAUGGGGAUACCCUCCUCCAGCGUCUGAAAAAUGCAACCAAGCCAAGCAGAGACUGGGGGCCCGCCCUCCUGGAGCACCGAACGGGGCGCUAUGCCCUCACCAUUCCACCCUCUCCUGAAGACGGGCUUGAGGUCCAGCCGCUGCACCCGGACAAGGCCCAGAUCCCCACGGUGGGCAGUAACGGCUCCAGCCGUCUGCAGGACUCCCGGAUAUGAGCACAACUGCCGGGGGAGUGCCCCACCCCCGCCCCGUGCUCCCGCCACAGAGACUGGGGAGGCGGUGGACAGGUGUCACCGCCUGCCCCUCCACGCCCUGACCAGGGCGGCUCCUGUCACCUUGGCCACCACUGCUAGCGUGGUCAUUCGUGCUCGUGUCCCUAGUGUUUACAGGUCCUUUGGAUGCCAAGAUGGCAGCUGGGGGGCGUGAGUGAUGGGAGGGUUGCUGGGGGGCCCAAAGCACUUUGGAGGGGUCUCAGGCCAGGUCCCCGGAGGCAGCUGGACUUUAUGUGGCCUCUGAUGCCCCCACACGUUACCCUGAGCUAAGGUUCUGGGUGGGCCCCCUACCUGUCCCCCUCCCCGAGCCUUCAGCCUCCUGACCAGUGUUCCUGCCCCCAGAGCAGACCCCAGGCUCUGCCCAGGCAGAUUUGGAUCUUCCUACCUGGAGGCAGGGUAAGGGGCUAGGGGGCUGUGCAGUGUUACAUGUCAGGCUGUAACCCCAGCCCUGUUUGUCUGUGUAAUUAUUUUUGUAAAAAUUGUAUUAUCUGUGGUUGCCACCCCCUUGCCCUUGGCCUCGGGCCCAGUCUGUCUUCCAGGCCUGCCUGCACCUCACUCAGCUGCUCUGGGGUCUCUGCGCCGCCUCCCAGCACUGGCUGUAGGGCCAGCCAGCAGAGGCCCAUGACCCAACAGCCUGCCCAAAGAACUCGUUUCUGGGGGAUAGGGGUGGGGUGAUGUUCAGCAGGAGGUUUGAGCCCAGAGCCCUGGGGAAGGGGACCCUACAUGACACCCCCUUGCCCUCCCUCUGCCAGGCUAAAGGCCCAGUCUUCCCAAAAUGGGCUGCCCUUGUUCACGUGCCAAAUGGUCCCAGCCGGCGUGCCCCACCCCCUCUCUGGAGCCAGAGCUCCUUCCCCCAAGCCCUGCAGUAUCCGUUUGUCCGUCCUCUGUGCCCCUCUGUGCAGUGACAACCCCGGAAGAGCCGCCUCUAAUCCUCUGUAGCAAUAACGGUGCGCCGCCCACCCCUGCCCAUCCGUGCACCACUAGGAUUUUAAAGUCCAUAGAUUUUAAUGAAAUUUCUAUUCCUGUCUCUGCGCUGCUGCUGUGCUUUGUCUGGGUCCCCCAUGGGGACGAGAGUCAGGGCUGGGAUGAGACCUCUUCCUGCCAGACCUUUGAGGGAUGCCUGGGAAGAGAAAGGCCAAAG